Molecule: messenger RNA, 3341 nt
Organism: Alosa alosa (allis shad)
Lineage: Eukaryota; Metazoa; Chordata; Actinopteri; Clupeiformes; Clupeidae
Product: cyclin-dependent kinase-like 1
Exons: 10
Coding region: 1085-2134 (349 amino acids)
Biological process (GO): protein phosphorylation
Cellular component (GO): nucleus
Molecular function (GO): ATP binding; cyclin-dependent protein serine/threonine kinase activity
Source: RefSeq, a predicted model, not a curated record
UUGUAAAAGUACACUGAAAUACACAAGGUGCAUAACUUUCAUCUUCCAUCUUUAAAGCCGGUCCUAUCAGUAUAAACGCCAGGCCCUGAUCUGACAUGCAUUGGGCAUCUCUACACAGCUAGAAUUGUGAGACUGUGGACUUGACUUAGGCUAUGGUUCAUAAGUAUGGACCAUACCUGCAUCAUGCUAUGGUCAGGACAGGUCACUCAAGAGGGUGGAACUGACCACACCACCACACACGCCAUCACCAGUUACUACCUGAUGUUGCCAGGUCGGGUGGUUUUCUGCGAAUAUGGGAAAAGUGAAAUUGCAUAUGGUUGUUCUGUCCCCGAGAUAAGAUUACCAUUGCGUGAUGGGUGUGGGUCAUGGUGGACAGUUGAAUCCUGGGUCUGGGUUAAGAUAUGGAUUAUUUUAACAGUCAAACAGCUAGAAAUGCUCUCGUUCACUUAACAAAACUAUCUUCUGGUUGGCCGACGGUGGAUGAAAAUGAAAAUAGACAAAACCUCCUACACACUACUCUAGAUCGAACUUGUUUUAAUGACGUUCAUAAAGACCCUGUGCUUUUUGGCCUUUGCUAUGGAUUGUUAACCAUCUGGCAACCUAGCCCAUUCUUGGAUUACACGACAAUGGGACCUGGGUAUGUAUGCGCUCGGACAGUGGCGAGAACAAGGUCAGAGAAGUAGUGCCCUUCAAAAUAUAGACUAAAUAUACGCGGAAAUCGCCAGGCAAGCAGGUCAUUAUAUUGUUUGUGUUACAUGGUUGUGUUCCCUGCUGCAUUUAUUUUGCUCAACGACCGGGCAUGGUUACCAAGGACGCAGGACUGGAGACGCGCAAGACUGCGGAAUUAAUCCUACAACAAAGGAAAGAGGUAGAUCUGGGCUAUCAAUUGCGCACUUGAGUGAGUGUUGCCCUAAUGGUAACCUCUCGACAAUUAAACAGACGUCUCCGUGCCCUAUGUCAGUGAGAACUUUGAAGGAAAUGAGAUUUAAGCGACGCAAACGGGGACAGAUAGCAAGAAAACGCCGGACGCACACUCGAAAGUAGGCUUGGAGAGGGCGUGAGGUGAACUGUCAUCGCCUAUCCAAUGGAGAAGUAUGAGAAGCUGGCUAAGAUCGGUGAGGGAUCCUACGGCGUUGUUUUUAAAUGCCGCCACCGAGAAACUGGACAGAUCGUGGCCAUUAAAAAGUUUGUAGAGUCAGAAGACGACCCGGUCAUCAAGAAGAUCGCUCUGAGAGAGAUUCGGAUGCUGAAGCAGCUGAAGCAUGUGAAUCUGGUCAACCUGCUGGAGGUCUUCAGGAGGAAGAGACGCCUGCAUCUGGUCUUUGAGUUCUGUGAACAAACCGUCCUCAAUGAGCUGGAUAAACACCCAAGAGGGGUACCAGAGGCCCAACUGAAGAGUAUAGUGUGGCAGACACUCCAGGCUGUCAACUUCUGCCAUAAGCACAACUGCAUCCACCGGGACGUGAAGCCUGAGAACAUCCUGCUGACCAAGACUGGAGUCAUCAAGCUGUGUGACUUCGGCUUCGCUCGCAUCCUCACGGGGCCUGGGGAUGACUACACGGACUACGUGGCAACACGCUGGUACCGCUCGCCAGAGCUGCUGGUUGGCGACACGCAGUACGGCCCGCCGGUGGACGUGUGGGCGCUGGGCUGUGUCUUCGCCGAGCUGCUCAACGGGAACCCGCUCUGGCCUGGGCGCUCCGACGUCGACCAGCUCUACCUCAUCCGCCGCACGCUGGGUGACCUGAUCCCCCGUCACCAGCAGGUGUUCCGCUCCAAUGUCUUCUUCAGCGGAGUCAGCAUCCCAGAGCCGGAUACCAUGGAGCCACUGGAGAAGAGGUUCCAGGGAGUGUCCCCUCAGGCCCUUACUGUUAUGAAGUCCUGUCUGGUGAUGGAUCCGUCUCUGAGAUUGUCCUGCGAGGAGCUGCUGGAGCUGCCCUACUUCCAGGAGGACGGGGCCGCACCUGUUGGGCGCGACAGCGAGAGGACAGGGAGACGCCACGAGAAGGGCUCCCGCCGCCGGGGACCAGGGCCCCAGUACCUGCCGCAGCUUGCUGGGAGUAACGUCUCGCCAGCACCCGAGCACAAGAAACAGGUCAAACCCAAAUACGACCACCACCUACCCAACAUCUAAACACAAGAUGAAACAAGAGAGAGAGACAGAGAGAGAGAGAGAAAGGGAUGAGAGAAGGAUACUGUAAGAGACAUUCUAUGCUGUACAGCCUCGAGGAGAGAAAGUGAGGAGAGGAGUGUACAUUUCAGUGGUUGGAUGCGUGCGUUGGUGCUGUGAGUGCACUUAGCUACUGACGUACAGGAGGAUGCAACCAUGGCCUUAAGUGGGGGCUUGUGUUGCAUUACAGAGAGUUUACUGCUACACUAACAUUAACAAGGCUGUAGUGUACGUAGAGGACCACUGUCCUUGCUGACAGGAAAAUGGAAAUAACAUGAAUGCAAUAACUCACAAUGUAGAAAAUAACACAUACCAUAAUAAAGAAAAUAACAUACAGUAGAAGGGUUUUUAUCAGCCAACAACUAUGCCAGUCCUAAAGACAAAUGGCACAUCUUGUCUGUGUGUAUUAGAUAUGUGUUAUUACUGAAUAAGUAGUUCAGGGUGCUUUGGUUCGAUUUUCUGACUGAAUUUGAUGUGUUUUGGUACCCUUUGCAACUAGUGUAUGUGUUUGUAUGAUGUUGCAGUUUAAGACUUAGAACAGCAUUUUGGUUCUAUUCAUGACUAGAUGAACUGUGCAGAGCAUUGUUGUACCACUUGUGACAGGCUAAUUGUGUGUUUGGUAGUUCAAUUCUGCUGUAUUUUUCAGUGGGUCUCAUUAUCAGAGUAAAAUUAUACAGUACGGUUGCAGGUGGUCCACCAAGCUCUGUGCCUACUGUAAGGGGGUAGCAUGACACAAAGGAUAAAUUAGUGGGCAGUGGGCACCGGCAUCUAAUAUGUAUGAGGAGACAGACAUUUAUUAUUAACAAAAGCAAAAUGCACUUUCACUGAACAAAGCAAAAAGACAACUAUUUUUUUGAAGAAAUUUUUUUUUGAAGUUUGUUUUUUUUUGUAAAAAAAUGGAUUGGUCCAGGAUUACAAUGUAGUCACAUCACAUUCAUAAAAUAAAAGCUGACUUCAUGCAAGAUUGUCUUUUUGUUACAGGUUAACAGCUCAUUAUUUUGUUCCCUGCAUGUAACAUACUAUCACUUUAGUGGAGAGUCAUAAAGUUACAAUGACUUCAGCUGUCACAGGUGGGACGGUAGACUGCAUUAGAGUGACUGAUGUUACGAUCAAAGACCUUCUUGAAAGUAUGGCGAUACCGCAGGGUCCUUCUGACACUUGACAUGACUGC